Molecule: messenger RNA, 1576 nt
Organism: Gallus gallus (chicken)
Lineage: Eukaryota; Metazoa; Chordata; Aves; Galliformes; Phasianidae
Gene: CHIA
Product: chitinase, acidic
Exons: 11
Coding region: 37-1485 (482 amino acids)
Biological process (GO): carbohydrate metabolic process; chitin catabolic process
Cellular component (GO): extracellular region
Molecular function (GO): chitin binding; chitinase activity
Source: RefSeq, marked provisional
GAGGAACAGUCUGCACCAGAUCAGUUCUGGUCAAAGAUGGCCAAGCUCAUUUUGAUUACCGGUCUGGCCCUCCUGCUGAACGCCCAAAUAGGCUCUGCCUAUGUGCUGUCAUGCUAUUUCACCAACUGGGCUCAAUACAGGCCUGGCCUGGGAAAAUACAUGCCAGACAACAUUGACCCAUGCCUCUGUGACCAUCUGAUCUACGCCUUUGCGGGGAUGUCCAACAAUGAAAUCACAACUUAUGAAUGGAAUGAUGAGACCCUCUACAAAUCUUUCAAUGGACUGAAAAAUCAGAAUGGAAAUCUCAAGACCCUCCUGGCAAUUGGAGGAUGGAAUUUUGGAACAGCCAAGUUCUCCACAAUGGUUUCCACUCCUGAGAACCGCCAGACCUUCAUCAAUUCCGUCAUCAAAUUCCUGCGCCAGUACCAAUUUGAUGGGCUGGACAUUGACUGGGAAUACCCUGGAUCAAGGGGCAGCCCUUCUCAGGACAAAGGUCUCUUCACCGUCCUUGUUCAGGAAAUGCUGGCCGCCUUUGAGCAGGAAGCCAAGCAGGUGAACAAGCCCCGUCUCAUGAUCACAGCUGCCGUUGCUGCAGGACUUUCCAACAUUCAGGCUGGCUACCAGAUUGCUGAGCUCGGAAAGUACUUGGACUAUUUCCAUGUGAUGACUUAUGAUUUCCAUGGCUCCUGGGAUGGACAAACAGGGGAGAACAGCCCUCUGUACAAAGGCCCUGCGGACACUGGUGACCUCAUCUAUUUCAACGUUGAUUAUGCUAUGAACUAUUGGAAGAGCAAUGGUGCUCCAGCUGAGAAACUCCUGGUUGGAUUCCCAACCUAUGGACAUAGCUACAUCCUCAAGAAUCCAUCCGACACUGCUGUUGGGGCACCAACAUCGGGCCCUGGGCCAGCCGGGCCUUACACAAGACAGUCUGGUUUCUUAGCUUACUAUGAGAUCUGCACAUUCCUGGACUCUGGAGCCACCCAGGCUUGGGAUGCUCCUCAGGAUGUGCCCUAUGCCUACAAGAGCAGUGAAUGGGUUGGCUAUGACAACAUCAAGAGCUUCAACAUCAAGAUUGACUGGCUGAAAAAAAACAACUAUGGUGGUGCUAUGGUUUGGUCCCUUGAUAUGGAUGACUUCACUGGCACUUUCUGUAAACAGGGCAAAUAUCCCCUGAUUACCACCCUGAAGAAUGCUCUUGGCCAGCAAAGCAGCAGCUGUGUGCCCCCAGCUCAGCCCAAUCCUCCCAUCACUGCAGCUCCUAGCACUGGAAGUGGGAGUGGGAGUGGAAGUGGAAGUGGGAGCUCAGGUAGCAAUACCGGUAGCUCAGGUGGGAGUGGAUUCUGUGCUGGCAAAGCCAAUGGCAUCUACGCAGAUCCAACCAACAAGAGCAAGUUCUACAACUGCAAUAAUGGCGAAACCUUUGUGCAGUCGUGCCAGGCCGGUCUCGUCUUUGAUUCCAGCUGUUCCUGCUGCAACUGGGCAUGAAGUCAACACUUCUGUUACAGCAAACACAUCUCCUUGAUCUAAUUCCAUGGAAUAAUAAUGAUAAAUAAAGUGUUGUGCAAAAGUAAAAAUG